AUGGGUCACUGGGUCAAGCGUAUUGGGCCGAAAAAUGCCGGACUGGUUCAUCAUCUGCUUCUUCAAUUCAGGGGCACAGCCAAUGGCCCCGGCAACCAGGCCUUACGUCACGCUCGUGAUGGUAAAUUUUGUUGUAAUUUUCACGGCCUUGAACUUGCUCUUGCCCGACUACAACCUCACCAUGCUUUGCAGACCGUCAAGAUGACCUUUGGUGAUACUUUACAUCGCUGGGAUUCCAAGGAAAUUGCAGCAGCCUAUGACGUACGACAAACCUUCCUCGACUUCUUUUUGCCCACCUCAAGGGGGAAUCCUCUGCGAUGCACUUGGAUCAGAGAGAUGCUUUACCAUCUGAAGGGCCUGCAAAGAUUUGAUGUCUGCUUUGGAGAGAGUGAGGACAUCUGGGAGCUUGACUGGGAGCUUCAGGAGGACGACGAGAAUGCGACCAAGGAUCUGAACAUCGCGCGUCAGGGUGUGAUAGAAAUGAGGAAGGAGCUUUUGACUCCUUGCUCCCUCAUACAUGAAUUGCUCGCCACGAGCGCUCAGUUUCUUUUGCACACCUCAAUCUCGGAAAAGCACAUGCUGAUGCUACUGAUCGGUACGGCGAGUACCAUCUUCGAGGAUAUUCUACGAUGGCUGCAGCGCCUUGAAGAUACCAAUCUUCCCCUCUCGCAAGCUCGCGCAGCUGGCACGGUCUUGCAGCACCGACAGCAGCAAAUCAGCUUACCUGAUGGUCUUUCGAUCGAUUCCCGCUUUGGAGGUUGCGGAAACGAUCAGCUCCACAGCUUGCAGAGCGCCAAACUCCAAGCUUAUAAUUUCGCUCAAGCAGCGCUCGGCAACAUACAAACGGCAGAUCUCUUCAGUGUCUUCUUCGGAGAUGAAGACCAAGAAAUUGUGAGGACAGUUUUCCAGAAUGUUACUAAUAUGCUGAAUGGUCAAGGUCCCAAAACAGUCCUUACCUGCCACGAUGCCAUGAACCACUGCCCCGAAGGCAAUCCCGGAGCCUACUAUUGGCAAAGAGAUGACAGGGAAUGGAAUGCGAUUAUUGCUUGUCCGGGAUUCUACACAAAUCCAUUAGCACCCGAUCCCUGUAACAAGCUAUCACUUGAGGGUCGACACGGUCGCGGCAUGGCGUCCGAAGCCCAGCUUCUCGUGCACGAACUCGUCCAUACCGCGGGAAUUGCUGGCCCAUCGAGCGCCCAUAUAGCGGACUAUGCGUACAAUGCGUAA
This is a messenger RNA of Bacidia gigantensis, 1227 nucleotides long. RefSeq lists its product as uncharacterized. The record is from RefSeq and is a predicted model, not a curated record. NCBI's taxonomy places the organism in Eukaryota, Fungi, Ascomycota, Lecanoromycetes, Lecanorales, Ramalinaceae. The transcript is spliced from 6 exons. Bases 1 to 1227 code for a protein of 408 amino acids. Gene Ontology annotation, molecular function: metallopeptidase activity.